Molecule: messenger RNA, 5132 nt
Organism: Bubalus bubalis (water buffalo)
Lineage: Eukaryota; Metazoa; Chordata; Mammalia; Artiodactyla; Bovidae
Gene: ADCY4
Product: adenylate cyclase 4
Exons: 26
Coding region: 1000-4281 (1093 amino acids)
Biological process (GO): intracellular signal transduction; adenylate cyclase-inhibiting G protein-coupled receptor signaling pathway; adenylate cyclase-activating G protein-coupled receptor signaling pathway
Cellular component (GO): plasma membrane
Molecular function (GO): adenylate cyclase activity
Source: RefSeq, a predicted model, not a curated record
AAUGUUGUGGCACACAAGGUCAGGGCCCUGCUGGCGGUGGGGGCAGGAAGGAAUCCUGGCUCCUGGGGCAGCUCUAAUCUCAGGGCAGAGCACUUCCUGUAGAGCAGGCAAGACCCCACCCUAAACCAAACCCUGAGGAUACAGGCUAAGGUCCUGCCACCACCUUUUCUUCUGAGCUGUAGACACUUGGCAGUGGAGUCCUGGGGAGGGCGCUCUCCCUGGCAAUUCUCAGACCCCAGCACAUCUUUGCCCUGCAUGAUGCCCCUAGGCUUUCUCGUAGGUCAGCCUCCAUACUACCACCUUCCUCCCCCACAUAUAUUCACACACACAUUGCUUCCAUGGACACACUGGAAACCUUUGAUUCUCAGCUGGUAUUUGGGAGUGGGCAGCAAUGGCUUCAUGAAGCUACACGCAGAUGUGCCCCUCCCAUGGAGCUGGACACCACUGGAGUAUAGACCGCUCAGACGUGGCCACAGCACUGCCAUCCAGGCUGGAGGGGCAGGGAAGGAUUGCCUCUCAUCUGGACCUAGACCCUGGUCCCCCUGUGCCACCAUGCUUUUCUGCCCCACAUCCUUGCCAGCCUUUGCUCCAGCCCACCCUCAGUCUCCCCACACCCAAGGUUUGGGGCCCAUUUUGACAUUUAACACUUGGUGCAGCCCACACCACCCCUUGCAUCUCUCCCGUGGUCUGCUUUCCCCUUCCUUGAGGGGAACAGAUGUGAGGAGGCUGUGGUGUCAGGAGAGACAAUCAGAGUGGGGGAGGAAGCGGGAGUGCCGAGCAUGGCUAGGGCACAGGAAGGGCCGGGCCAUCCCAUCGGGGAAGUAGGAGGGGGCUGAGGUGCCUGGAGGGAAGCGCCUGCUGCCCUGGGCUCAGAGCUACUAACCUAGCAGCAGGCUGACUCCAUAACGGUGCCCCAGAGUUACUCGGUUCAGCUGCAGCAGCAUCGCGGCCCCCCAGGGAUCCACCCCCAGGCAGUGUGGCGCAGGGCCUGGCGAGACCAUGGCCCGCCUCUUCAGUCCCCGGCAGCCCCCCAGCGAAGACCUCUUCUACGAGACCUACUACAGCCUGAGCCAACAGUACCCACUGCUGCUGCUGCUGCUGCUGAUCGUGCUCUUGGGGCUCCUGGCGCUGCUCCCUGUGGCCUGGGCAAGUGGCAGGGAGCUGGCCGCAGACCCAGCCUUCCUGACCACUGUGCUGUGCGCUCUGGGCGGCUUCUCACUGCUGCUGGUCCUGGCUUCCCGGGAGCAGCGACUGCAGCGCUGGACGCGCCCCCUGUCGGGCCUCGUGUGGGCAGCACUGCUCGCACUAGGCCACAGCUUCCUGUUCACUGGGGGCGUGGUGAGCGCCUGGGACCAGGUGUCCUUUUUCCUUUUUGUCAUCUUCACUGUGUAUGCCAUGUUGCCCUUGGACAUGCGGGACGCCAUCACCGCGGGUGUCACCUCCUCACUCUCACACUUGCUGAUCCUUGGGCUGUAUCUUGGGCCUCAGCCUGACUCUCGGCCGGCGCUGCUGCCACAGCUGGCUGCAAACGCGGUGCUGUUCCUGUGCGGGAACGCGGCCGGAGCCUAUCACAAGGCGCUGAUGGAGCGCGCGCUGCGCGCCACGUUCCGGGAGGCGCUUAGUUCCCUGCAUUCGCGGCGGAGACUGGACACCGAGAAGAAGCAUCAGGAACACCUUCUCUUGUCCAUCCUUCCUGCCUACCUGGCCCGAGAGAUGAAGGAGGAGAUCAUGGCACGACUGCAGGCUGGACAGGGGUCACGGCCAGAGAGCACCAACAACUUCCACAGCCUCUAUGUCAAGAGGCACCAGGGAGUCAGCGUGCUGUAUGCUGACAUCGUGGGCUUCACGCGACUGGCCAGUGAGUGCUCCCCUAAGGAGUUGGUGCUUAUGCUCAACGAGCUCUUUGGCAAGUUCGACCAAAUCGCCAAGGAGCACGAAUGCAUGCGGAUCAAGAUCCUAGGAGACUGUUACUACUGUGUCUCCGGGCUGCCGCUCUCACUGCCUGACCACGCCAUCAACUGCGUGCGCAUGGGGCUGGACAUGUGCCGGGCCAUCAGGAAACUUCGGGCAGCCACAGGCGUGGAUAUCAACAUGCGUGUGGGCGUGCACUCAGGCAGCGUGCUCUGCGGGGUCAUCGGGCUACAGAAAUGGCAGUAUGAUGUCUGGUCCCAUGAUGUCACUCUGGCCAACCACAUGGAGGCGAGUGGCGUGCCAGGACGAGUACAUAUCACAGGGGCUACGCUGGCCCUGCUGGCCGGGGCUUAUGCUGUGGAGGAUGCAGCCAUGGAACACCGGGACCCAUACCUUCGGGAGCUAGGGGAGCCGACCUACCUGGUCAUCGACCCCUGGGCUGCAGAGGAGGACGAGAAGGGCACUGCAGGAGGGUUGCUGUCCUCUCUUGAGGGCUCCAAGAUGCGUCCAUCACUGCUGAUGACCCGCUACCUGGAGUCCUGGGGUGCAGCCAAGCCUUUCGCCCACCUGAGCCACGUAGAGAGCCCUGUGUCCACAUCUACCCCUCUCCCGGAGAAGGCCCUGUCUUCCUUCAGCCCCCAGUGGAGCCUGGACCGGAGCCGUACCAUGCGGGGACCUGAUGAGGAACUAGACACUGGGGAUGCCAAGUUCUUCCAGGUCAUCGAACAGCUCAAUUCUCAGAAACAGUGGAAACAGUCAAAGGACUUCAAUCCACUGACACUGUACUUCAGAGAGAAGGAGAUGGAGAAAGAGGUGAUGAGCAGCACUGGCGCCGACCCCUCCCCAUCCCUCGCAGUAUCGGCUCUCUGCACUCCCCGCCUUCAAAUACUAUGCAGCCUGCACCUUCCUGGUUUUUCUCUCCAACUUCAUUAUCCAGAUGCUGGUGACAUACAGGCCUCCAGCUCUGACCAUCACCUAUGGCAUCACCUUCCUCCUCUUCUUCCUCCUCCUCUUCAUCUGCUUCUCAGAGUACCUGAUGGUGAGAAGUGUGUCUUGAAAGGCCCCAAGAUGCUGCACUGGCUACCUACCCUGUCUGUCCUGGUGGCCACACGGCCAGGACUGCGAGUGGCUCUGGGCACCGCUACCAUCCUGCUCGUCUUCGUCAUGGCCAUUACCAGUCUGGUCUUCUUACCAGCAACAUCAGCCUGCCCUUUCCAGGCUCCCAAUGUGUCCUCCAUGGCUUCCAACCUCUCCUGGGAGCUCCCUGGGUCCCUGCCUCUCAUCAGCAUCCCAUACUCCAUGCACUGCUGCGUGUUGGGCUUCCUCUCCUGCUCCCUCUUCCUGCACAUGAGCUUUGAGCUGAAGCUGCUGCUGCUCUUGCUGUGGUUGACGGCCUCCUGCUCCGUCUUCCUGCACUCCCACGCCUGGUUGUCCGACUGCCUCAUCGCCCGCCUCUACCUGGGCACCUUGGACUCCAGGCCAGGGGUACUGAAGGAGCCCAAACUGAUGGGAGCAGUCUCCUUCUUCAUCUUCUUCUUCACCCUCCUAGUCCUGGCUCGGCAGAACGAAUAUUACUGCCGCCUGGACUUUCUGUGGAAGAAGAAGCUGAGGCAAGAGCAGGAGGAGACGGAGACGAUGGAGAACCUGACUCGGCUGCUCUUGGAGAACGUGCUCCCUGCACACGUGGCCCCCCAGUUCAUUGGUCAGAAUCGGCGCAAUGAGGACCUCUACCACCAGUCCUAUGAGUGUGUGUGUGUCCUCUUCGCCUCGGUCCCAGACUUCAAGGAGUUCUACUCUGAAUCCAGCAUCAAUCAUGAGGGGCUAGAGUGUCUGCGGCUGCUCAAUGAGAUAAUCGCUGAUUUUGAUGAGCUGCUCUCCAAGCCCAAGUUCAGUGGGGUGGAGAAGAUCAAAACUAUCUGCAGCACCUACAUGGCAGCUACCGGCUUGAACGCCACCUCUGGACAGGAUGCACAGCAGGAUGCUGAGCAAAGCUGCAGCCACCUUGGCACCAUGGUAGAGUUUGCUGUGGCCCUUGGGUCUAAGCUGGAUGUCAUCAACAAGCACUCAUUCAACAACUUCCGCUUGCGUGUAGGGUUAAACCACGGACCUGUAGUGGCUGGAGUGAUUGGGGCCCAGAAACCACAAUAUGACAUCUGGGGCAACACGGUGAACGUGGCCAGCCGCAUGGAGAGCACAGGUGUCCUGGGCAAGAUUCAGGUAACAGAAGAGACAGCCUGGGCCCUGCAGUCCUUAGGCUACACCUGCUACAGCCGGGGCAUCAUCAAGGUCAAAGGCAAAGGGCAGCUCUGCACCUACUUCUUGAAUACAGAUUUGACACGAACUGGACCUCCCUCAGCCACCCUAGGCUGAGAACCCAUCCCCGUCCUCUCCAUCUGUAAGCUCCUCAGUAAAGAGACUCUGGUAUGUCUGGGUUAGAACUGAUGUCAGGAGCUGCUAGUUUAGCUGAGGAGCAUCUUCUCCUAGCCUCUCAGUAGGACUGCUUCUUCCCAGGCCACACUGAAUGUAUGUGUGCAAGUGUGAGCAUGAGUGUGUUAAAAAGGAGUGAUUUUUUCUCACAAGCUCAGCAAAAGGACUGCCUCUGCCUCCCUGCCUGCCAACCUGAUUCCAGUAUUGGAUACCCUUGGAAGUAGAAAGAAUUUUAUCCACAUGACUCAAAACAAAGACUUGUCCUCUCCUGCUUCCCACCCACAAAUACUGGAAAGAAUCUCCAGGAAAAUGUCAUUUGAUUUUUAUUUACACAACAAACACUAAAUAAGCACCUGUUAUGUGCUCACUAUGUAGCAUGGGUGGGAGGCCUGGGAUAUAAUCUAUUAGGUCCCUCCUCAUUUCAGCUGCUGUUCUCAAGCUGACCCACCAUGCUUUCUAGCAAGGACAUGUAUACAGUUGGGGGUCUCCAAUUCUCAGGUCUCUCAGAUUCUCCAUUGCUUCCUUUUGCCUCCUGCCCAGAUGCUGAUAUUACAUAGGUCCUAAAGCAUCCAUGGCUCAUUCCUGCUCACAUUUUGGGGUCCAUGAGAGGUAUCUUGAUGUGCAGAAGUUACACAAGGAUUUUUGACUUUUCUCCUAGGUGUCUUUCUCUUUUUAUGCAAGAGAUUCAAAAAGUAAACUGCUGCUACCAUCUUCUUAAAAUGCUGUCAGAACACAGCCAGUCCAAGGCUCUCCAAGACAACAGUCUUCCCAAGUAAAGAAUGACCCAACCCUCU